CAUGAAAGGCUGGACAACGCCGAGUGGUGACGUUUCCUCAUUGGGCGGAAGGUUCGGUGGCAGUCGUCGGUCUUCCAGCUGGUGGGAGUUGGCGUCGCGGUGCUGGGCGCUGGGACCCUAGUUUGUACAGUUUGGGAAGUCGGGUUGUGGGGUCGCACCUGUCUGUCGGCUCCUUGGCUUUCCUGGGUCUUCUCCCUCGGCGUGGGGCCUCGCGAAGGAAUCCCGGGCCCUUUGGGCCACGGCGUUGGUGCCUGCUUUUGCGAUUUCCUCAUAAGUGUGUCUUAAGCCUUCAAGAUGGUACUAGCAGACCUUGGAAGAAAAAUAACAUCAGCAUUACGCUCUUUGAGCAAUGCCACCAUUAUCAAUGAGGAGGUGUUAAAUGCUAUGCUAAAAGAAGUAUGUACAGCAUUAUUGGAAGCAGAUGUUAAUAUUAAACUGGUGAAGCAACUAAGAGAGAAUGUUAAGUCUGCUAUUGAUCUUGAAGAGAUGGCGUCUGGUCUUAACAAAAGAAAAAUGAUUCAGCAUGCUGUAUUUAAAGAACUUGUAAAGCUUGUAGACCCUGGAGUUAAAGCAUGGACACCCACGAAAGGAAAACAGAAUGUGAUCAUGUUUGUUGGAUUGCAAGGGAGUGGUAAAACAACAACAUGUUCAAAAUUAGCCUAUUAUUACCAGAGGAAAGGUUGGAAGACCUGUUUGAUAUGUGCAGACACAUUCAGAGCAGGGGCUUUUGAUCAGCUAAAACAGAACGCAACCAAGGCAAGAAUUCCCUUCUAUGGAAGCUAUACAGAAAUGGACCCUGUUAUCAUUGCCUCUGAAGGAGUGGAGAAGUUCAAAAAUGAAAAUUUUGAAAUUAUUAUUGUUGAUACAAGUGGCCGUCAUAAACAAGAAGACUCUUUGUUUGAAGAAAUGCUUCAAGUUGCUAAUGCUAUACAACCUGAUAAUAUUGUUUAUGUGAUGGAUGCCUCCAUUGGGCAAGCUUGUGAAGCCCAGGCCAAGGCUUUUAAAGAUAAAGUAGAUGUAGCUUCAGUAAUAGUGACAAAACUUGAUGGCCAUGCAAAAGGAGGUGGUGCACUCAGUGCAGUUGCUGCCACAAAAAGUCCAAUUAUUUUCAUUGGUACAGGGGAACAUAUAGAUGACUUUGAACCUUUCAAAACCCAGCCUUUCAUCAGCAAACUUCUUGGUAUGGGUGACAUUGAAGGACUGAUAGAUAAAGUCAACGAGUUAAAGUUGGAUGACAAUGAAGCACUUAUAGAGAAGUUGAAACAUGGUCAGUUUACGUUACGAGAUAUGUAUGAACAAUUUCAAAACAUCAUGAAAAUGGGCCCUUUCAGUCAGAUCUUGGGGAUGAUCCCUGGUUUUGGAACAGAUUUUAUGAGUAAAGGAAAUGAACAGGAAUCAAUGGCAAGGCUAAAGAAACUAAUGACAAUAAUGGAUAGUAUGAAUGAUCAAGAACUCGACAGUACGGAUGGUGCCAAGGUUUUUAGUAAGCAACCAGGAAGAAUCCAAAGAGUAGCAAGAGGAUCAGGUGUGUCAACGAGAGAUGUUCAAGAACUUUUGACACAAUACACUAAAUUUGCACAGAUGGUAAAAAAGAUGGGUGGUAUCAAAGGACUUUUCAAAGGUGGUGACAUGUCUAAGAACGUGAGCCAGUCUCAGAUGGCAAAAUUGAAUCAACAAAUGGCCAAAAUGAUGGAUCCAAGAGUUCUUCAUCAUAUGGUGUGUGACUUUCUUGGAGAGAAGAUUGCAUCUGUUUUGGGCAUCAGCACCCCAAAAUAUCAAUAUGCCAUUGAUGAAUAUUACCGGAUGAAGAAGGAGGAAGAAGAAGAAGAGGAGGAAAACAGGAUGUCUGAAGAAGCUGAAAGACAGUAUCAAGAACAGAAAAAGCUGCAGGCUGAUUCUGUGGUUCAGACAGACCAGCCUGGAACAGCGGUUUCCACUUCGUUUGUGAAUAUCAGUUUUGAAAUGGAGGGAGACUGUGAAGUAACGAUGGAAGGCAAACAAAACCCAGUCACUGUCCCACCCUAGAAAUGAAAUGACUAUCAAACUUCAAACCCCGGGGUUGUUUUUGGACAAUGAACUUUCACAUUCUCUAUUUAGUGGGACUUAAUAUAGUUAUUUAUAUUUUAAAUUAUUAAGUUAUCCAGAACGGGAAAAUGUUUCUUCAUUCUUGGGCUUUAUCUAGCAAAAGCCAGAUCUGAAAUUUAGAUAUUUGUACUAUGCCUUUAUUGUAUCAAAUUAGUGAUUUUUUUAAAAAAAAAGAUCUUUUAAAAAAGUUAAGGGCAUGCUAGAGCCUGACUUGCCACUUAGGAAGAGUUUAAAAAAAAAUUAUCUUGUGUGUUUGUGAAAGAUGGGUAAAUUGCUGAUUAAGACUCAUUGGAGUUGAUAUUUCUAGUCUCAAAAUAAGGAUUUUUUUUCCCUUAGAUUUUCUCUUGUUGCCUUGCAUUUAUAUAUAAUUUUUAAUCAUUAAUUUUGCACUAAGGCUGGUUCUUUGAGUGUGUAAUAAAAGGAUUAAGAUGGAAGCACAAGAUCAUUGAGAAUAACCUUAUUUUUUGGAAGAGUGUUUGAGUUACUUUGUAACGAGUUACUUUGUAACAGUCAGACCACUUGACCCGAUGUGUGUCAAAGUAGAACUCUGCUCCACAGGGUUUUCAACAGCUGGUUUUUUGUAAGUAGAUUGCCAGGCCUUUCUUCUGAGUGCCUCUGGGUGGAUUCAACCCUCUAACCUUUUGGUUAGUAGCCAAGCGUGUUAAAACAUUUGUGUCACCCGGAGACUCCAGUUUGUAACAGCACAAACUAUUAAGUUUCUAUUUUUUGGUGCAGGUUACAUGUUCUUUUCACUAUUUAUUCAGUUAACCUAACAGUUCAAAGUGCUAGUUAUGGAAUGAAUUUAUUAAUAUAUUUAUAUUCAAAUAUUAAUACAUGAUGAUUAAUCCCAUAGCAUCUUCUGAUUCAGAGUGGAGGUACAAAUGAAGAUUUAACCCCUCAGGAGCUCACUUAAAUAUUGUACAAAAGAGCAGUAGUAGCUGUCAUUCACCAUUCUGAAGUAGCAGUAGUGAGGUGGUCAGUUUACUCGAACCAGGUCGGCCAUUUCUCUACCCACUGUACCGUUUGCAAACCUCACAAGAGUAUAUAAUAUGAAGCUAAUUUUGAAAAUAUUCCUAAAAAUAUGUUCAGAACCUUAUGAUAUAGCUGUAUGACUGUGAUUUAUAACCAAACAUGGAUAAGAAUUAAUGAGUGGAUUAUUCUAGAAAUGCUUUUAAACCUGUUCACAAACUUAAAAAUUAAAAGUUUUUAGAAAUUAAUGGCCAUGUUAAUAGCCUUCUGAACAGCAUUAAGCAUUCAAUCUUAAAUGUUUAUGUAAAAUAUGUCUUCAAAGAAACAACAUAGGUACAGUGGGCCUAUUAUGGAAUUCUAUCAUCCAUGAACAUGAAGGUUUGGCUACUAAAUUCUUCAGCUAAAAUUUGAAGGAUUUAGGAACAAUAAUUAAAUUCUUCAUUAGCAGUCUUCAGUUAUAUGGAUUUAUGGUAUAGUGAUUCAUAGUAUGUAAUGGUUUUUUUAAUGGUAAUCUUGGUAUUCACUGAGUAUAAACUAUUAAUUAAUGCUUAAAGAAUUAACUCUUCAGACCAUGUAGGUUGUAUAACUGUCACCAUAAAUUACAGUUUACCAACAGCUUUAAAGCAUGCUCAUCUGACCUCUCUCCAAUUUGUUUUUGACUUGAUGAGAUAGUACCUCCAACUCAUAUUUGAGUAUCAAGUGAAAGCAUGAAUAUCUAAAGGUGAUGUUCUAAAUCUUCUUAGAGGCACUAGUAUCUAGAGGAGAUCACCUAGGAACUUCUCUGAUUGUAGCAGAAAGAAAAUAGUGACUUAUGAAGGUUUUAUAUUUCUUAAAAUUUUUUUCUCUACUUGUCCAACAGUGGAAAAUCUGUAAUGUUUAUAAACAGAGUUAUUACCUGUGCCUUAAAUUUUUAUACUUUUUAUGUAAACUAUAAAAUUUCCCAUAAAUGCAUUAAAUGAUUUGUUUUAAUUUAAGCCUCUUUCACUUUUUCCUAAUUUGUUUCAAGCCUUUUAAUAACUACUAAUCCCUCUGUAUCAUAGUUCAUGAUAUUCUACCCUCUUCUAAUCUUUCAUCUCAAAAGUCAAACACAACAGUUAGUUUAACUGAAGAAAGAGCCUUUUAUACUUAACAUAAAUUCUCAUGGCUCUUAACAAGAGUUAUGCUUUAUAAAAUAUAAACCUGGUACUAGUUAAUAAAGCUAGACAUUUUUAUAGCAAUGAUUUUAAUGAAAAUAUUAGUUUGAAUACUUUUAAUUGGAAACAUCCUAUAAAAAGGAAGAUCAUGUCCAAACACUUCUAACCCAGAAAUAACUAUGCUAAUAAAUGGAAAGUCUAUUAUUUAAUAUGUAAUACUUCAGAAGACUGAAGGUUAAAUGACAUAAUUUACACUAUUCCUCCAAUAUUCAAAUUCUUAGUGAUUAAUGUCAGAAACAUUUCAUAAAACCUUAACUUUUAUAAGGAGAGUCAGGAAUAGGAGGAGGAUAGGGAAUGUGUAGCUAACUGCCUCCAUGAACAACUGUUUCCUUUGACAUGAAACCAGAAUAACUGGAUGUUGCCCAGCUACCAUUACUGAACAUUUUGGUCAAAGAGUCCAUAGAAGAACCCUGAUCAAAAGGGGGGAAAUGCAGAACAAAAUUUCACAUUUUCAUGCACUCUGAACUUUCUGGAGCCAUGGAGGGUAGAUGAACCCCUGAAACUACUGCCCUGAGAUAAUCUUUAAACCUUAAACCAAAAAUAUCCCUUCAGGUAUCUUAAAACUGAACAAUAGGUUAGCUUAACUAGUAAAAAAAGUCUGCCUUGAGCAUUAUGCUCUUUUAAGAACUAUCUGUAUGGGAUCAAACUGACAACAGCAAGUCUAAAGAUUAGAACCUUAGGGGGCAGUGAGCUUGUUAAUGAGGGAGGAACAACUCAGAAAAGGAGAGUGAGGAUGGUUACACAACUUAAGGAAUGUAAUUGAUGUCACUAAAUUGUACAUGUAAAAACUUGAACUGGUGUAUGUUUUCUGUGUAUAUUCUCAACAAAAAAAUAAAAUUUAGAAAAAAAAAAAAACCCAAAACAUUUAUCUCUAAA
Loxodonta africana (African savanna elephant) is the source of this 5123-nucleotide messenger RNA. RefSeq names its product signal recognition particle subunit SRP54. Gene Ontology annotation, molecular function: ATP hydrolysis activity; endoplasmic reticulum signal sequence receptor activity; GTP binding. Lineage: Eukaryota; Metazoa; Chordata; Mammalia; Proboscidea; Elephantidae. The record is from RefSeq and is a predicted model, not a curated record. The coding region runs from base 295 to 2025 and encodes 576 amino acids. The transcript is spliced from 17 exons. Gene Ontology annotation, cellular component: signal recognition particle, endoplasmic reticulum targeting; cytosol. Gene Ontology annotation, biological process: SRP-dependent cotranslational protein targeting to membrane; SRP-dependent cotranslational protein targeting to membrane, translocation.